AGUCAGAUCGUGCAGUAAGCAUCUACAUCCAUGCCGGUUCCGGCCUCGACCUUGCUGAGACUGUCAGCACAGAUGAGAUGCAUUUUUCGCUUCACAACCGGGGAGGCUGCCAACGCGAGAGUCGUGUACCCUACUUUGCCAUCUCUUGCUCGAUCUGCUUGCCUCGUUGCAGAGACACACUUCGUGAAGCUUUGCGAGCGUCAUCGACUCUUGAUCGUCGUCUCCAUUUUGUAUAAACUUCUCUCGGAACAUCGCAAUGGAAGGAGCGCUUUGCGGGUGCGAUCAAAUCGUAUUUGAGUCAUGUCGCAUGCUGAAUCCCUUCCAGAAACCCAGCUCAGGAUAUCUUCCACUUUGACAUUGGUGAACCGCCGCGAAGAGUCUCGAUCCACAAGACUCUUUUGCAGCGCGUCUCCAGGCCAUUGUCAGCUCUGGUUUUCAACGGCAUGCGUGAAAGUCAAGAGGAAUGUGUGCGUCUGGAUGAUGUCGAUUCUCAGACAUUCUCCCGCUUUGUUGAGUGGUUGAACACUGACACAUACUCGGCGCCAGGCGCUCCUGACUCCAAGAGUGUGUCUGACAGAGGAGAUGAGUGUCAGUCAGACGUCACGUCGCAGUCUGCUCUACUCCCGACAUGGGUGGUAGACGGUGAUGUAUGUCCUACUUCAGAAGAGCAGAUGUUUCCUCAUCGGAGAGUGUCAUCGCGACAGUUCGACUUACCAGGCGCGGCCAUCAGACCGAUAAUCCGUCAGAUUGACCAGACACAGAGCCGGUCACCCGACACGAAUGAGAGCAUUCUGCACGCCUCAUGCUUCGCCCAUGCCAAACUCUAUGUAUUUGCAGAUCAGAGACAGAUAUCAGCUUUGCAACGACUCACGGCGAAGAGACUGCAAGAGACAUUGCAGACCCUGAACCAAUCUGCCGAGCAAGCACUUCUCAUCACAUCACUGGUCGACUACGCCUACGAGAACACAGCGGGUAUGAAUAUGGAGGAGAACCCUUUGCGUCGUGUUAUGGUCGAAACCGCUGCCGAACAGCUUGAACGCCUGAUUCCUAGUCCUGUUUUCUUGGAGCUUCUCGAGGAGGGCGGUCAGUUUGUUAUGGAUCUCGUGCGUGAGAUGAUGGCUAGGGCGUUGCGACGUGAACAGCAGAACGCCGCGCUUGAAGAUGCUGCUAAUCAUUGGCAAGUGUUUAUUGCCAAUGCAGCAUAUUGAGAUGACCAUCUAAAUAGUGACGAUUGAACGAUAUUGAUCUUGAUGGGGUACGUUAGAUAGUCUAUCCACAUUAUCCCUUUUGUUAAUCUCGGCCGAAGAUCAUUUCGUUCGAUCUAAGAUAGCUGUUACCAAUCAAGUAAGGAACUUUAGAAGUUUCUUCAUGCAGUUAGAGAAAUCAACUAGUUCUGGUGC
Molecule: messenger RNA, 1400 nt
Organism: Aureobasidium subglaciale EXF-2481
Lineage: Eukaryota; Fungi; Ascomycota; Dothideomycetes; Dothideales; Saccotheciaceae
Exons: 1
Coding region: 444-1208 (254 amino acids)
Source: RefSeq, a predicted model, not a curated record